Thlaspi arvense is the source of this 765-nucleotide messenger RNA. The record is from the annotation of a GenBank genome assembly. Lineage: Eukaryota; Viridiplantae; Streptophyta; Magnoliopsida; Brassicales; Brassicaceae.
AUCAAUUGGUCCAUUUGUUUUGGAAUGGAAGAAGUGAAGUUGCUAGGAUUUUGGCCGAGCCCGUAUGUCUGUAGGGUGAAAUGGGCACUCCAAAUGAAAGGUGUAGAUUACGAGUACAUAGAAGAACAUCUUCCAAACAAGAGUCCCCUGCUUUUGCAGUACAACCCUGUUCACAAGAAGGUGCCUGUUCUUGUUCAUGGAGAAACUCGAUCUCCGAGUCCACUGUUAUCCUUGAAUAUAUCGAGCAGACAUGGCCGGAGAAGCCCUUGUUGCCGGGAAAUCCUUAUGAGAUGGCGGAGGCGCGGUUUUGGACUAAAUUUGCAGAUGACAAGUAAAGAAAGGGGAGGGUGGGGUGAUGCUGGGAUUACAUAUCUAUAUCUCACCCUCGAGGACAAUUUAUUCAUAAACAACUUCCAUCCGUAUGGAAAGCUGAACAGAACAGCAGGGGAAGAACUGGAGAAAGCUAUGACAGAGAGCUUGGAGAUGCUAAGGGCUGCGGAGGAAUACGGCAUCAAGGGGCGAAAAUUCUUCGGCGGAGAGGAGAUAGGAAUGGCAGACAUAGCCUUUGGAGGGAUUGCUCUGUGUUUAGAAGUGAUAGAAGAAGUUAUAGGAGUGAAGCUACUUCAAGAGCAAACAUUUCCUUGCCUGUAUGCCUGGACCAAAGUCUUCAUGGAGUUGCCCGUGAUCAAGGAGAACCUUCCCAAUAGAGACGAUCUUUUCGCCCUUCUCAAUCGCUCCAGGCAGAAAUUGCUGGCAUCUUCGUGA